Molecule: messenger RNA, 1507 nt
Organism: Haliotis rubra (blacklip abalone)
Lineage: Eukaryota; Metazoa; Mollusca; Gastropoda; Lepetellida; Haliotidae
Product: sulfotransferase 1C4-like
Biological process (GO): sulfation
Cellular component (GO): cytoplasm
Molecular function (GO): sulfotransferase activity
Source: RefSeq, a predicted model, not a curated record
CGGCCGAACUGUCAACAUGUCCCACAUAUAGAAAACGUUACGGCAGCGCUGGGUUUACGUUCUCGGGAGACUUCCAGCGCGUUGGAAGAAUUAGAAAUAUGACGACUGAAAUCAGUCACAAGUUACCAGGAGAACAUGUCUAUGACGGCAUUUUGUUUUUCGGAUAUACUCCCCCGGAUAUUCUGGACGCCGUGAAGGAUUUUGAGGUGCGAGAUGACGAUGUGUUCAUCGUUACCUACCCGAAAGCAGGAACAACAUGGAUGCAGGAAGUCCUGUGGCUGGUGAUGAGUGACGGGAAUUUUGAUUCGGCCUACCAGAAGCCCCUGUACUUCCGGUCUCCCUUUCUCGAGUUCAAAGACGACGUCCUGAAUGAGGUCGGUCUGGAGCUGGCCGAUCCAAUGCCAUCCCCGAGAGUGAUUAAGUCCCAUCUUCAGGUGAAACUUAUGCCAAGACAAAUCAAGCAGAAAAACUGCAAGAUCGUGGUGCUUUUCCGUAACCCCAAGGACUGUGUGUCGUACUACCACUUCUACAAGUCCAGCUCUUCAUUCGGAAACUUCCAGGGGACGUGGCCCGAGUUCCUCUAUAUGUUCCUGUCGGGGCACGUGGACCACGGAUCAUGGUUUGACUUCACGCGGGGAUGGUGGCAGGAGCGACACAACACCAACGUUCACAUCGUCUUCUACGAGGACAUGAAAAAGGACCUCCCAGGCGCAAUCAAAGAAUUGGCCGACUUCCUGGGCAAGAGGAAUCUCGGUGACGCAUUGAUUGACAGAAUAGCUCGGCACUGCACCUUUGAAAGCAUGAAACAGAACCCUAUGACGAACCAUGAAGACGUGUAUUCAAUUGACAGCAAAAUGUCGCCAUUGCUACGAAAAGGAACAGUGGGCGACUGGAAAGAGCUCUUCACAGUGUACCAAAACGAAGUGUUUGAACAUGAGUUCACCAAGCACCUUGGUGAUCUGAACAUUCCCUUUGUGUAUCAGCUCUAGGCAGAGAUGGGGAAGUGGAGACAAGUUUGUGGACAUACUGAAACACCCAGCGGAAAGACUGCCAUGAAGGAAUAGUUAAGUGAUCGUCUUGUCAUAGCACUCUGGAAAGGUCACGAACCAUGUUUACAGAGGCCAUCACCUGGUUGUGAUUGGAGCAAAGCUGCAUCCUGUGGCAGGCUCAUAAUAUCUUUAUUUGUUAGUCUGAUGUCAUGUAUACAGGAUUCUGUACAUAGUAACCAUUUUCACAUUGCUUGAAAAUUUCAUGUGUAAGAUGAUAAAUAUAUUAGACAUUAUGAUAGCUGUUGAAACUAGACAUGACAAACAGAUUCUUAUGUAAGUGUACUGGUGUAUAAUAGUCUCAAUGUUUGCUUGAGUUAACACAUUGAAAAGUGAAUGACUGCUAUUAUCUUCAGGAUAAUGCUGAAGUUUGUCACUCUCUCGUCAGUGUGCAUCCUGUUAUGUAUUGGUGAAUAGUUAGGCCUACAAAACAAUACAGAUGAUAAACACUUCUCAUGAUU